AUGGCCGGCUCACAGCUUAAACGCCUCAAGGCGUCGCUCAAAGAGCAAGGAAUUGUCGGUCCUCAGCAGUCGAAGAAGCAGAAACGACGCAAUGCCCAGGAUGAGCGCGGCCGCAAUGAUAAGCGACUCCAGCGAGGAGUUGUUCUCGAGGGCAUUCGCGAACAGUUCAAUCCUUUUGAUCUGAAGCAUGCCAAGGGUCCCAAGUUUGAGGUUACCAGUAACCGACCUACUUUGACCGCUGGCAGCAUCAAAGGACGACCUGGUCAAGCCAAGGCAGCCAGCGAAGAGAGGCGUCGACAAACCCUCCUGGUUGAGAUGCAGCGCCGAAACAAAGUCGGUGGAAUUCUCGAUCGUCGAUUCGGUGAAAACGAUCCGACAAUGGCUCCAGAGGACAAGAUGCUGGAACGAUUCGCCCGCGAGAAGCAGAGAAGCCACAAGAAGAAUUCCAUGUUUGACCUAGAAGACGAUGAACCAUCGGAGAGCCUGACACAUAUGGGCAAAUCUAUCAAUUUCGACGACUUGGACGAUUUCAAGGAAGACGACUUGGACGAGGAUUACGACAGCGAUGGUUCAGUCCGUGAGCGACAAAGAUUAAAGCGUAUUCGAGCAUUGGCGGCAGAGGGUAGCGAUGGAGAAGAUGAGGAGAACGGUGAACCUGAACGAAAGAAGACGAAGAAAGAGGUAAUGGAGGAGGUUAUUGCCAAGUCUAAGUACUACAAACAAGAACGACAAGCGGCAAAGGAGGAGGACGAAGAGCUCCGAGAACAACUCGACAAGGAGCUCCAAAACAUCCAGUACAUGUUGCAUCACAUUCGACGAGAUGACAAGCCUCAGGCUGAUGGUGGUGUCGCAUCCAAGAUUGCCGGCGUCGACCGCGAUGCUUUCGAGAAGAACUUCGAUCUCCAAGUAAAGAAGCUUGCUCAGGACAAGAGAGCUCAGCCUGCAGACCGUACCAAGACUGAGGAAGAGAAGGCCGAAGAGGAGUCUAAGAGAUUGAAGGAGCUUGAAGACAAGCGCCAGAGACGUAUGCGAGGAGAGUCGGUCAGCGAUAGUGAGGACGACGAAGUGAAUAACAAGGGCAAGAAGCCCGAGCAAGACGAGAUGGACCUGGAUGACGAAGAGGAUUUUGGCCUCGGUAGUGGCAUCCGAGCUCGUCCUACAGCCACAGAACUGGGAUUCGACGAUGAGGACGAUUUCAUCAUCGACGAUGAUCUUGUGGCAGACGGAUCUGAUGUGGAGCCUGUUGGCAGUGACGAUGAAUCGAUGGAAGAUGAAUCCGAUGAGGAAGCUGAAGAUGAGGACGAGGAGGAUGAUUUCACCAAAGGUCUGCUUAACGAGGAAGAGAGCCGAAAUCCUGUCUUCGACGCCGAUUCUAACACAAAAGCCUCGGCGAUCCAGAAGGGCGACGAGCAGGGUCUUCCUUAUACCUUUGAGUGCCCCCAAACCUGCGACGAGUUGAAGGCUACCUUGGCGCCAUACCCAACCAAGACCUACCCUACUAUCGUUCAGAGAAUUCGUGCCCUCUACCACCCCAAGCUCAGCAGCAAGAACAAGGAGAAGUUGGGCAACUUCGCCACUUCUUUAGUCGAUUACAUCGGUUCAUCUUGGGAUCCCGCAACUUCUGCCCCUUUUACUGUGCUUGAAAGCAUUGUCCGACAUAUCCACUCUCUUUCUAAGAUGUUCCCCAUCGAAAUUGGCAAGCAGUUCAGUCAGAACAUUGAGGAGAUUAGCACAUCGAGACCAUUGAACCUGGGACCCGGAGACCUCAUUCUGUUGACAGCCGUUGCUACCAUCUUCCCUACAUCCGAUCACUUUCACCAGGUUGCCACUCCUGCUCUCCUGACAAUUACGCGAUAUCUCGGGCAGAAGGUGCCACAGAAUCUGGCGCAUUAUGCUGUCGGUGCCUAUCUAUCAAUGCUCGCUCUCAGCUACCAGAAGCUUGCAAAGCGCUAUAUUCCUGAGGUCAUUAACUUUACACUGAACUCCCUCUGUGCUCUUGCGCCUGUUGCUUCCUCCAAGGACCUCGGAAACUUUCCUCUUCACAAAGCUCCUGCUGGUGUUCGUGCGAAGGCCGCGGAUGAGAUCAAGUUGCGGAAACUAAGUUUCUCGGAUUGUAUCGAUGGUGCGACAGAGAAGUCGGAAGUGUCAGCUCGCAAGGUUGCCAUCAUCGACACCACAGCGUCAAUCUUGGAGGCUGCUGCAGACUUGUGGACUGGCAAGAACGCAUUCCUUGAGACUUUUAGCCAGGCUGCGAACGUGUUCAAGCACCUCAACAGCAAGACUUGCCGGGCCCAAUUGCCUGCAGCUCUGAAUGAUAAGGUUGAGAAACUGCUGGCCAAGUUCGACCGCAUGCUCAAGGUCGCUCAACUAUCUCGUCGCAACACAGAGCUCCACCACCACCGUCCUCUGGCGAUCAAGACGUACAUCCCCAAGUUCGAGGAGACGUUCGACCCAGACAAGCACUACGAUCCAGACCGCGAGCGCGCAGAGAUGGCCAAGCUCAAGAAGGAGCACAAGAGGGAGCGCAAGGGUGCUAUGCGGGAGCUGCGCAAGGAUGCCAACUUCAUGGCGAGAGAGAAGCUGCGUGUCAAGAAGGCGAAGGACGAGGCUUACGAGAAGAAGUACAAGCGACUCGUUGCCGAGAUUCAGAGCGAGGAGGGUCGCGAGUCGAACGCAUACGAAAGGGAAAAGUCUGCGAGAAAGAGGGCCAAUCACAGGUAA
Molecule: messenger RNA, 2721 nt
Organism: Fusarium coffeatum
Lineage: Eukaryota; Fungi; Ascomycota; Sordariomycetes; Hypocreales; Nectriaceae
Exons: 2
Coding region: 1-2721 (906 amino acids)
Biological process (GO): maturation of SSU-rRNA
Cellular component (GO): small-subunit processome; nucleolus; Noc4p-Nop14p complex
Source: RefSeq, a predicted model, not a curated record